CUCCAACUUUCAAUUUUUACCUGUCUCGAAGUCGAAUUAUACUUGCGAUUUGGCCACAAUAUACGUACAUUAAAUCCGUCAGUUAUCAUACAGCGAUCUUUGACUUUGAUCUCCACAUCUGCGUUACGGCAGCGAUGCAUUUGUUUUGAAUGAAAAUUGCAUUCGAAAACUUUCAGUGAUUUUUUCAUCCGUAUCUGUAAUGCCUGCUUUACAGUAGGAAGCAUCAAUUCCUGGUGGGUCGAACUAGAGACAGGAUAGAAACAAGUUAGUCCUGGGUUAGUACGAAAUUCGGGUGCAGAUAAUCGAAUAGUAAUCCUGUUGUUUUUUUGAGUAGAAGGGAAAGAACACCAUUUCCCAUUUCCUGUAGAAUCUAGGUAAUUUAUUCAUUGAUAAUAAAACGUUUUGAGAAUAACUUCUUUGUAGUCUACUCACAAAAAUAUGACUUCCUUUGUUUUUCCGGCAACAUUGACGGCAUUGUUUACCAUGCGUGCUUUACCGAUCUUUUUCGCUGCUUGAGACCCCAUAUUGCGACGAUGUCCAGCGUUCCGUCAAAGCGUGCCAGUCGACACGACGUAGAGCAUGGACCUGCGCCAACUCAACUCUGGGGCUCGUCUGAAGAAGAGGAAAUAGACAUCCCGUCAGCGCGAGGAGAACACGCCCAUCAUCAUGAAAAACAAGCAGCAGGUAGAGGUACUUCUUCGUCCGCCCCCUCUGAUGGUAAAAACAGCACCGGUAACACCGGUCGACGGCGUUCCUACCGUGAGCACGAAAAGCAAGUGAAGCGAGAGGAAUCCGCUGCUCUGAGGAUACAGGCAAUUCACCGAGGGCGUGUCGCCAGACAAGAGGCCGAAAUGCGUCGAGCGUUCCUGCACGACGGACAGGACGAUGGCGCUUCAUCUGUGGGAGGUCAAAGUUGGCACCCGGUGCAUGACCUAACGCCGAUGGAGCGGCAAGAAGUGGAUGAAAUGGCCGCUCAAGCAGAGAAAGAUGAGACAUCACAAAAGCAGAGUGCUGCAGAUGGAGGAAGCAAAGCGCUUUGCCCCAACCCGGCGUAUCUGUUUUUCCCUGAGCGAUUAGAGGAGUCAGACGAGACGGGCGCACCGAUGAAUCAUAAUGCUGGUCUUUUUGUCGAUGGCAGAGCUUGGAAACAACAGCGAGAGCUGUCGCAACAUAGAGAAAAAGCUGCGUGCAGAAGACAAUUUCAUCAUAAAAGUGGGUCGUCUGAGCUACAACAUGCGCACGCCCUGCUUCUGGGCAGCUGUAUCGAAGGCGGCAGCAGUAGCAGCACAGGUUCUUACUCUAUGACGCCAUCGUGGGGAUCGUCACCGCGGUUCGUGCGUCACACGGAGAACCUGCAUGCUGCGCCUUUGCUGAGACAAACAGGCGGGAAUGGCUGGAACGUGAUGCUCGAGGGACGGCAUCGCACUCUACCGCCCGAGAUAACGGGGCUCAAUACCCCUAAUGUGUUUGGAAAUACACAGAGUGCGCGCAAUGAGAAUCCACCGAACCCGCCCGUAGGUACCAGCGACGAAGAACAUAACGGAGAAGUCGUGGAUGAACAUAAUCGAGUCUUCAACCGACAAACUUCUUUGUACGAGGACUCGCCGGAGGGAGUCCUCGGCAACAUUGCACCACAACGAGAGAGCAGGGGCAGCACGAGCGCUAUUGCCGGCGAAGUUGGUCUCGGGACAAAUGCACUACUAGGUCGACGCUCCGGCGGAGGACCACAACAGCUGCGAUUUCCCAAAACGGGCAACACAAAGUUGGCGGGGGUGUAUAACAACUCGGUAGAAGACUCUUCGCCACGGCAACAUUCAGAUGGGGGCCUUGUAGAGUUUCCCCCGCUUCUGCAUCUGCCGAACCCCAACAAGCGAAACUCCGGAGUUGCAGAUGUGAAGGCAUCGGACAGAGUUGCAUCGCGCGAUCGACACUUCGAGAGCUCAACCAACGCACCCCGCGUUGACGCGGACGAUGAGGCAGACGAUAUUGCUUUGAACAUGCGACCCGGAAGCUAUUAUCGUGACUUAGAUGAGACGCCCGAUCGUCGAAAUGCUAGUCAUGACUCUCGGCAUAUAGAAAAAGGACUACAUCAGGACUCGCCGUUGAUCGCCCCAGGGAGGGAUCAAAGCAGUGCUGGUUUGAGAAUCGCUACACAGGCUGUUCUCGCCGAUGUGGGUGGCAAACGCGAGAAGAGUGAUGUCAUGGCCCAGACGAUCGAAGACUCCAUCGAUGAAGAGGCGGCGCGGCAGCGGCGAAUAGCGGAGUGGGAAGUGCUGAGGCGUGUUCGAUUUACAACGGGCUUUCAGACGCCCAUUUUUCUGCGCGGUUCUGCGCAAAGCCGCGCUGCGCUGGGUCGCGUGCCACCGCAGAUGCGGCAGCUGACGAACGCUUGUCGGUCUGUGACCGAGCCGCACUUCGCACCAGCGCGGGAUUAUCAGGACCGAGACGGCAACCGCCCCCUCGUCAUCUACAGAACGAGGUUCAUGAACUUCUUUUGGACUGUUGGACGUCUUGUCAGCAACGUUUCUAAACCGACCGUUUGGCGCUUGAUGUGGCGCUUUUUCCGUCGCUUGGCGGAACUACCAAACGAGGAUCUGCAUCACCUCUCUGAAACCAGUGAUGAUAUUUUCUCGCGGAAUGUGGUGAUCCCCGGACGGGAGGAGGGCACGUAUCUCGACUACUACGCGCCACCGGAGUACGAGCAGAAUCUUGGGGCGCCGCCGACAACAACUACCGAUGGACCAACCAUCUCCGAGGAGCUUUCGGGGCCAUCAAAUAGGCGGUUGCAAGGCAUGGACGGACCAGCUACAACAUCGCGUAGUGCGCAUACAACACCAGUCAGAGACGCGGGACCUGCUAGCAGUACAGGAUCAUCGCUUUCGCUUUCGGUUUCGCCGAUGGGGAGACAUGCUCUCCCCAGAGCGGCCCACGACGGCUUCGGACUACUUGCGGGUGUGCGUGGAGGUAAUCCUACAAAUGUCAUACAGGGGCACCGCACCUCGUCGCCUACGAUCACAGAGGCUCGCGCAGCUGCCGAACCGUACGCAUCGCAGCAGGGCCUCAUCCAUCAGCUCAGUGAGAUGCCCUGGAAGUACUGCUUAGCCGUUGAUAUCGGCGCCGCACGAACGAAGUUCAAAUUUGUGGAUAACAACACAGAAGAGGUGUGUCACGUACCCAAAGUGAACUCACAAGACAUCUGGGAGACACGGGAGCCCGCCAUAGGGCUUCGAGAGUAUCUCACGCAGCGCAUUCCAGGCGAACAGCUAGCGGGGAUCGACCGGAUCAUCUUUUCAGUGCCAGGGACCAUUGACAUCCAGCAGGCAGUGCACGCCGAGGAGCUCACAGUGGUCAAAAACAUGCCAUCUUUUCAAAGCAACUUCCGUGGUUUCGACUUCAAGGCGCGCUUUCGACCAUUCUUCCCUGGCACCAAAGUCUCUGCGUGCUGCGACAACCUCGCAGCGGCCAUUGGCUGUGCGGCAAAGUAUAACUGACUUAGUAGAGACGUGCUAGACUUAAACGCCCGGUAGCACUUCUCUCACUAGAAUCUUCCACCCUCUGCACGCACUUCCCCCGCCAUGGCGUGCCCCCGCUUCUCCGCUUCCCCGGCUCCUUCCCCGCGCGACAGCCGUCCGGCGGAGUUGAUCGGUGGGACAAGCGCCGGGCUUGGGGCGGCGUGCGGCCAUUGAAUUGGAAGAGGCACGCCGCGAAAUCGCAGGCCCAGGAGUUUGCCUUUCUUUUGUUAGGUUUGGCUAUCUUUACGCGAAAGCUGCAGCUUUCCAGUUUCAAACUUUUACAAUCUGUCUCCUUUGAAUACUAAAAACUUAGCAUUUAACUUUUUUUGAAGUUUAUUCUUCUUCGAUAAAAUCGAAGAUUUUGCUAUUUUCAAAAGUCGCAAAAUUUUUGAUUUUAUCAGCAAAAGAAAUAGAUUUAAAGUCCACGGCGGGGCGUUGUAGGCUUCAAGCUGAAGACUUGAAGCCUCAAGGCCGUAGCUCCUGAGUUCCGGCGCUGUCUACAAGUAUGCCAUGUCAUGCCCAUGGGUUCAUAGGUUGCCUAUACGUUGUUCUUGGGUUGAGAGAUCCGGGGGCUGAGAGAUCAGGGGUUGAGAGAUCAGGGGCUGAGAGCUCAGGGGCUGAGAGCUCAGGCGUUGAGAGAUCAGGCGUUGAGAGAUCAGGGGCUGAGAGAUCAGGGGUCGAAAGCUCAGGGGUCGAGAGAUCCGGGCUUGGAGAGAUCCGGGCUUGGAGAGAUCCGGGGUUCCUGGGUUCAUUUGUUCAUGUGUUGCUUUUGUUGGUUCGUUGGUUGAUUGGAAAAGAGAGCGGAAAAUUUUUUUAUGGGGGUCGCGUGUUUUUGGUUCGGGUGUGUUUGGUUGAGAGAUUGGCGGGGACGUUGUUGAUUUUUUAUUUAGCUCGUUAAUAUUUCUAAUCUUUCUCACCUCGAAUAUUAUCUUCAGUGACAAAAGCUAAAAUCUGAACAAACUUUCAUAAUCUCUCAUGGAUACGCAACCACGACUUCGUCCAGGUAUCCGAACGUUUCGCAAGGACUUGUGGUAGUUUUGGGAACUGCACCUGCAGUAUCCACUUUCAAUCGCAAGGGGAACGACGGGCUUGAGACAGGCAUUUGGCAGUCAUGGGUAUGGUUUACCAAAAUUGCCUUGAAGGACCGUUACGGUUAUGCAGGCGGCGUAAAAGUACUGGACAACGGGAAGCGCAUCGUUACGAAUCCGCCAGACUUUGUGAAGAUGCCGCACAAACAGAGUAGAAUUCGGUUCGCGCUGGACAAUCGCACGUGGCUUAGGUUUCAGGGCAAGGAACCGACGCUGCCCGCUGCGCAACAAGGGACGCUGACGGCACAGGAAGCGACUAAAGUUUGGGUCGAGCGGUUGCGGGCGGCGUUGCGCGCUUUGGCGAUCAAAUUCCAUCAAUAUUAUGGGCCACCUGAUGCCAUUUUCGUCCUUGGUGGAAAUUCGCUGCAGGUGCACGGCCUGAUUGAGGAGGUCAAAUACGACAAUCCUGAAAAUUUCGACAUGCACGACACGCCAGAGAACAAGAAAACGUACGUUCCGGUAUUUACGUGCGGCACGGAUGCAGAACAGCAGGACACCACCAUGAUAGGCUUGCUGCAAAGCUCGAGAUUCAAGGUGAAACAGGUGUACUCAGCAGGUAGCGACCCCUUGGAUCGCGGCUGGACACGAGGCGGCGAGAUCUACCACUGGGUUUUGCGGAGCCGUGCUGCGGGAAAGGAUGUCAAGCAACCCUCACCCGGGGGCUCAGUCGGUAGUCUCUUGAGUCUUAUGGGCGCAGGCGGCAGUGCGACUCGAAAUUACAAUGGUGAAGGCGAGUCUGCAACGAGCGGGUCGACCAGAAAUAAUUCCAAGACCAAAGAGCACGUAGAUGGUUCCAGUUCUUCCGCUGUGCGGCGUCAACACUCCCACUGACGAGGUCGAGAAUAAGGCGUUGCCUUCAACAUGAGAGGUAAGAAUUAGAGCCUACGUGAUAUCGCUACCCUGUGAGAUACCGAAUGUAAGCCUUCUCCGCUGAGACGCCGUCGCGCCAUUGGCGCAAUCUCCGCAUUGCUUGGGGAUAGCAUCCCUGGCAUGUCAAUUUUCCUGGCGUUAAUAUCAGAGGAUGUCCCCUGUUGUUUUAUAUUCUGAAUUUUUGAAUCUUAAGCUUCGUCCCUCGAUCUCUAUGGCGCUCAGACGGAUCCCCAGACGCGUAUGUUUUUCUGGUACCACCAGCCUAUAAUUAUAUUUAAAUUCUUCUACUUAGCCGGAAUCGUAUUUAAGCCACCACAAAAUUCGGCUCGCAAACAGACAUAACAUUGUGAGUGG
Molecule: messenger RNA, 5824 nt
Organism: Amoebophrya sp. A25
Lineage: Eukaryota; Dinophyceae; Syndiniales; Amoebophryaceae
Source: the annotation of a GenBank genome assembly